Molecule: messenger RNA, 2635 nt
Organism: Spodoptera exigua (beet armyworm)
Lineage: Eukaryota; Metazoa; Arthropoda; Insecta; Lepidoptera; Noctuidae
Source: the annotation of a GenBank genome assembly
AAUCUACUCAAUUCUGAACUGACAUUUAUUGUAUCGACUUCAAAAAUCAAAAUCAAAUUGUCAAUUUCAAAAUUUGUUGAGGAAUUUAAUUUUACCGUUUUUCAGUUUAUAAUCAUUGUUAUUGAUAAUGGAUCGAUAAAGAUUGUUUUUUCUUAUAAUAAAGAGAAUUAUUUGCUUAUGAUUUGUUGGUUUUGUACCUUGUGUACAGUUCAGAUACUGAUUGAUUAAGUAAAAAGUGUUUUGUGCAAUGGCGACGUUGGAAGACGAAAUAAGGGAUUUGAAAGAGAAAAAUAAUGAAUUGGUGCAAAAGGUGCAGUUCUGGAAGUUGGCUGCAGCCAAGAAAGAAGAUGAAAAGCUGACACUUAUGAAAGAGGUCAAUGAAUUGAGACUUAAAUUGAGCAUGCUCAGAAACCAUGGAUCAACACAAGCAAAAAAACUCGAUUCUGCAUUGCAAGAAGCCAGUGAAAAAGCCAUCGCACAUCUUGUUAAUGCUUCUGCAGAAAUCGCCAAAAGUGUGGAGAUAGCUAAAGCUUAUAUGAGAGAAAGAGAAGAGCUGGAAGAACAGCUGCCCCGCUGGAGCACCCUUGGUGGGACACCUAGAGCGGAAAACACAGAAAGAGUGCAUCGUGUUGCACCAAUGAUGAUGGAAGGACGGUGUGUUCAGCCCGUAGUAGAGCUUAAUAGGACUAUCUUGCUAAGAGGUGAAUCAGGAUCUGGAGAUACCACUGAGAGGGCUGUGCCUUUACAUAUGCUGCAAGAUGUUUACAUACCAUUGACUAGGAUUGAUAUAUCAGACUUUGCUCACCCCACUGUGGAGGUAGAGGCUAACAUGGACACGGCUAAUGAUAUCAUUUCGGAGGAGUACAUAGAGGGGUACGGACCACCAGGAGUUCCCGUGCCAAUACAUAGAGGCCAGAGACGCCGUGAACGCAGGGAACGCAGAGACCGCAGGGAACGUAGAGAACGCACGGCCGACCACGCAGCAGAAGCGUAUGAACAGCACGCUGGACAGCACUAUGAGGAACACGUGGAACAACAUCAGGAGCGUCAGGAACAGCAUUAUCAAGAAAAUGACGAACAACACUAUUCAGUACAGGCAGAACAACAUUAUGAUGGGCAGCAUGAACAACACUAUGACGGACAAGAGGGACAACACUAUGAUGGAGAGCCCAACCAACAUUAUGAUGAACAAAACUUGGACUCCAGCGAGCCUAUGUCAGAAGGGAAUGAGUACAAUAUUAAAUUGGAGCCGGUGAGUGAGGAAGAAAGGGCGGUCAUGGCGGAAACACAGAGCCUAUUUAACAGGAUAAGCAUGCAGUUACAAGAUGACAGUUGGGGUCAGCAAGGAUUUGAAACUAUUGAAGAGUCACCGGAAGAGAGUCAUCAAGCUUCAUUGAUGAACAGCACUGCAUACGACAACCCACUGGAAGGUCCCAGCUGGUUGCUGGACCGCACCCCAACUGCUACUCGCACGUCGACGACUUCCCAUACUCCUGGCAACCGCCAUGAACCCACACUGAGGAGCGGCAAGAACUUGACGCCUGGCUCUACGACAGACAAGAAUAGAACACCCAACACAUCUACCAGGAACACUGAUGACAAUAUACCAGUGGAGCUGAGUCCCGCCCAAGCGACGUUCUCCCCGACAGUGCGGCGGCGCAAGCGCACGUCGUCCCCGCCCCCGCUGGCCACGCCCCGCCAGCCUCACUACUCGCCGCGCCCUUCAUCCUCCAGGCGGAACAGUCGGAGCAGUUUGAACGGGCGAGUGCUGAAGGUGUUGGUGGCCAAGAUGCGGCUGGACGGCAGCCCGCUGUCGCUGUCGCCCCCGAAGCAGGCGCGCUCGCCCCGCAGCCUGCCCUUCGACGCGCCCAGCCCCAACGGCGCUACGGACUCCCGGGUCAUCGUGUCUUCAAGCCACCAGCUGAGCAGGGUGGGCAGCCAGGAGUCCCGCGACAGCGGGGCGGUCGGGCGGCGCGGACGGCCCGACUCCCGCGCCAGCCGGGACAGCGACAGCGGCAGCAGCGGCGCCGGGGGCUCCGUCAGCGAGGGACGCACGCGCAGGCCUAGGAAGGCUAUCACUUAUAAGGAGAAACCUUUGAAUAGGAAAUUACGGAGAUGAUCUCUAUACUUCAGAAGAGCGAAGCAUACUUAAUUAUUUAUGGCUUUAAUAGUUGUUAUUAUUUUGAAUUAGUUUAUGAUUUGCGAGACUGGAUCUCAGGUAUGUACAAUUGAGUAUGAAUUAGUUGCCUAUUUAUUAAUAUUUUUGAAAAUGUAACAUUAUUGUGAAAAGCUUUGUUUUGUUGGCCGGCUUUACACUUUGGACCAUAUGCCAUUCGUCCAUUAUUUGUGUGUUUUUAUGGAAAAUGGCUCUGGGAUCGACGACGCCCAUGAACACACAAAAGGAAUUACAUGUGCUUUGCGAGUUUUUGGAUAUUUGGGAAUUGGGACGGGUUUAACCGUAUGACUGAGGUUACUGGAUGCCCAAUAUAUCCGUCCUCAAUCACCUAGUCACCCCAUAUCUCCAACCCCUGAAACGCUGGCAAAGUACUUCUAAGUCCUCUUGUGUUGAGCGUCCAUGGCCGCCGCAGAUUGAUUACCAUCUAGUCAUCCGUCAUUUCCUUUGUCUGUCCUAUAU